This is a messenger RNA of Babesia bigemina, 207 nucleotides long. RefSeq lists its product as hypothetical. NCBI's taxonomy places the organism in Eukaryota, Apicomplexa, Aconoidasida, Piroplasmida, Babesiidae. The coding region runs from base 1 to 207 and encodes 68 amino acids. The transcript is spliced from 2 exons. The record is from RefSeq and is a predicted model, not a curated record.
AUGGCGGCGUUAGAAAAAUCAAGUAGUGUCAGUGCAGAAGCAACAUAUUAUUAUUAUGCUCUCUCAGCUUAUAGGCUUCCGCCUAACGCUGAAACCGGUUGCGGGAUCCACGUCGGUCCGUUGCCGAUCCUAACUGGUGCCGUCCAUGCGAGCAUCCAAAACAGAGUCCACCCUGUCUGGGCGCCAGGGUUAUUCACAGAGUGGUGA